AAUAGGGAUGCCAAAGGAAAAAUAUGAUCCUCCAGAUCCUCGCAGAAUUUAUACCAUCAUGUCAGCAGAGGAGGUAGCCAAUGGGAAGAAGUCUCACUGGGCAGAAUUAGAAAUCUCGGGUAGAGUGCGGAGCUUAAGUACAUCACUUUGGUCAUUGACACACUUGACAGCGCUGCACCUAAAUGACAAUUACCUUAGUCGCAUUCCACCUGAUAUUGCCAAGCUUCAUAAUCUGGUUUACCUGGAUCUGUCAUCCAAUAAACUCAGAAGUUUACCAGCAGAACUAGGAAACAUGGUGUCUCUCAGGGAAUUGCUUUUAAAUAACAAUCUGUUACGGGUUUUGCCUUAUGAACUUGGUCGGCUCUUCCAGCUACAAACUCUAGGUUUGAAAGGCAAUCCUUUAUCACAGGAUAUUCUCAAUUUAUACCAGGACCCAGAUGGAACCCGAAAGCUACUGAACUUCAUGCUUGACAAUCUUGCAGUUCAUCCAGAGCAGCUUCCUCCGAGGCCAUGGAUUACAUUAAAAGAACGAGACCAAAUUCUGCCAUCAGCAUCAUUCACAGUUAUGUGUUACAAUGUGCUAUGUGAUAAAUACGCCACCCGGCAGCUAUAUGGCUAUUGCCCGUCCUGGGCAUUAAACUGGGAAUACAGGAAAAAGGGAAUUAUGGAAGAAAUUGUUAACUGUGAUGCAGAUAUCAUUAGUCUUCAGGAAGUGGAAACAGAGCAAUACUUCACUCUCUUUCUGCCAGCAUUGAAGGAGCGUGGAUAUGAUGGUUUUUUUUCUCCAAAGUCACGUGCCAAAAUCAUGUCUGAGCAGGAGAGAAAGCAUGUGGACGGCUGUGCAAUAUUCUUCAAAACAGAAAAAUUUACUUUGGUGCAGAAGCAUACGGUGGAAUUUAACCAAGUGGCAAUGGCUAAUUCAGAUGGAUCCGAAGCUAUGCUGAACAGAGUGAUGACAAAAGAUAAUAUUGGUGUCGCUGUGGUAUUAGAGGUCCACAAAGAACUAUUUGGAACAGGUAUGAAGCCUAUUCAUGCUGCAGACAAACAGCUGCUUAUAGUGGCAAAUGCCCACAUGCAUUGGGACCCAGAGUAUUCUGAUGUGAAACUUAUCCAGACCAUGAUGUUUGUCUCAGAGGUUAAAAACAUUCUGGAGAAAGCCUCUAGUAGGCCUGGCGGCCCAACUGCAGAUCCUAAUUCCAUCCCGCUGGUGCUAUGCGCAGAUCUUAACUCAUUGCCAGAUUCAGGUGUCGUGGAAUAUUUAAGCAAUGGAGGAGUAGCUGACAACCAUAAAGACUUCAAGGAACUAAGGUACAAUGAGUGUCUUAUGAACUUCAGCUGCAAUGGAAAGAAUGGAAGCUCAGAAGGGAGAAUCACACAUGGCUUCCAACUGAAGAGCGCCUAUGAAAAUAACUUGAUGCCUUACACCAAUUACACCUUUGAUUUCAAAGGCGUGAUUGACUACAUUUUCUAUUCCAAGACUCAUAUGAACGUGCUUGGUGUCCUGGGGCCUUUAGAUCCUCAAUGGCUGGUUGAGAACAACAUCACUGGGUGUCCACACCCUCACAUCCCUUCAGACCACUUCUCACUGUUAACACAACUUGAACUCCACCCUCCACUUCUGCCUCUUGUCAAUGGUGUUCACUUGCCUAAUCGGAGGUAGUGGAGUACUGCCCCGCACAGACGGGGGGAUCUGUUGCUAUGGACCUGUACAGUUGUAAAUCAAAGUAUGUAGGAGUGAAGUAUGGCCAUCCUUAAGCUGCUUCUUCAGGUUCCUUUCAUUAUGUGUUUGCUCUAAUUUUGUACAUUUGUGUGCAUAUUGGUAUCAUUUGGCACUAGGGCUGGAACCAAAAUUUUAAUUUAACAGUUUUCUAAAUUGGACCUUCAUAUUAUAUUAGAGUCAACAUUCGUAAUUAAUAAAUUACCAGUUCGAGGCCAACAAAUGUAUUUGUUUUUCCAAAACAAAUAUGUUCUUUUGAAUGGCUUCAAAUCAACCAUUUUUAUAAAAGGCAAUUUAAGAAAAAAACUAUAAAUAAAACAUUUUAAACUGAAUGAUGGCAUGCCUUGCAGGAAACAUUUCUUCGAUUUCUGUUUUCCAUUAUAACAAACUGAUUUUUGCCUCCCAGUUCUUUUGCACAUUAACAAAGCACUUAAAUUUGCUAGAUCUGUACAUAAUUGAUAUAGCCUUUAACCAUAAUAAGAAAAAUUGAGAAAUUAAAGGUGGUUGCACAAUAUGCUUUCAAAAUCAAGCAUUUAACACCACAUGACAGUUGGGCAAGUGCUGGUUAUUUUUUUUGUUUUGUUUUGAGGAAUCACUCUGUAUUUUGUUCCCCUAUUUGUUAUAACCUUAUUAGAAGUAUUAAUUUUAAGCCUUUCUCUCCAAUUUAUUUAUUGGGAAACAGUGGGUAAUUUCUACUGUCACACAUCUUGAAAAUAGAAUGUUACAUUUUGGAUGCUCACAAAAUUAGUGUCCAGUAUUUUUCAUUAUUCCCAUCUACCCUUUUCUGCCUGGCUGUGCUUAAAAAAAAAAAAAAACCCAAAACCAAAACCAAAUAAACAGAUAUUCUAUGAUCUGUGUAAAUUUUGAAGUUAUACUCAGAUGUUUCAAACAAAAAACAAAAAAACAGAACAACUACUGUUUUACAAGGGAAAAGUGAUACAAAUAUUUCAUGUGUUUCCCAAAGUAGGGCAGUGUCUGCUGGUUGGCCUUUUGAGGUGACAAGGGAAAAGAUUUUGGAGGGAGAGAGAACAGGGAGUAGUUGAAAACCUCAGAUCAUUUUUCCUGACUCUAGCUGCCAAAUGGCCAUUAUAUGCUUUUAAUUUUUGUUUCCGUUGUCUGUCAGGGUUGAGUUAAGAAGCUACUGGUUUAUUCCCAACUGUUGAUGCUCUUUAGAAACAUUGGAAUCCUUUUUUGCCCAGGAGGGGCCAGUUGAAAAUCUGUGACUCAAGAAGCAGUGAACGUAAUACCGUUUUCUGGGGGGAAAAUUGGUUGGCUACUUGAUGUUAAUUAUGGCACAGUAACAGGAAAAGGUUGUGUCUGUGUUUUUAAGUUUUUCUUUAUUCUGCUUUUUUGCUGCUAUAAGAGUUUUCUGAAAUUUAUAUUUUAAACUUUUCAUGCACUUUACUGUUUCUAGUCUCAAAAUGUGAUAUUUUUAAUAAACGAAAUUUUCCAUUAUGUGAAUGAAAUUUUAAAAGAAAAUAGCCUAUAUUUGUGUCUCACUAAUAUAUAAAGUAUAGGUCAAAUUUAAAUUAUUUAAUUAGUUUUAAGUAUAUACAAUUUGUCUCCUCUUUCAAACCUGACAUCUUAGGAUGUUUUAUUAGUCUUAAAUGAUGCAUUUUCUUUGGUCAUUUUAUACUAAUUUCUUCCAUAGUAAAUUAAUCAGGCUAUAUAAGAUAAUAUUUCCCCUGAAGGGUAAUUUUAGUGGGACGAGGGUGGUGGGAUGAUGUAAUGUCGUAUAUGGGAUCGCAUCAGAAGGGUUCUGUAAAGCCUAAACUCCCUUUUAAAAGUGCCUAGUGAUAGAGGCGUUGUUUGUCAUCUAUUAUAAUUGGAAUGUAAUUGUAGUUGAGUGAAGUUCAAUGUAAAUAAAAUAUUCUUUUAAAAAUGGUAAAAUGCCAGAAUAAACAAAGAAACAACCCUUAAGGUGACAGAUUUUCCUCAAUGUGCAGGUACCCCUUCUUAUAUACCUCAAACAUUCCACAUCUAGCCAUGCAAAUUGAUUACCUGAACCAUAGUACUGGAAAGUAGAAUAGCAUGAAAAACUUAAUUUUGUGGACAUUACCUUUUUUUGUAAUCAGCUACUGUAUGUUUUAUUUUAAAUCUUUUGUUUUGGGUGGGUUUUCUGCUCUGGAGGUAUAUGCACUAACAAAAAACAUUUUCCUCCUUUCAUAUACGCAUGUUAAUUAGCAAUGUGAGCAAUAUUUCCUACCAUACUUCACUCCCGAUAUUUUUUGAGAUGUUUGUAUAAAAUGGAAUUUAAAGUUCACUUAUGAUUGUAUAUGAACCACAGAGGAGCCCAUUUAUUAAUAAAAAAACUUUUUUAAUAGUUAAAUGUAGAGGGGAAAAAAUAAAAAAAAUUGGGAAACAUUGUAAACAGCUUAAGUUUAUUUUGUGUAUGAUCGAGGCACUGUUGCAGGAAGGUGUGUAAUUGGGUUCUCUCUGCUUCCAAAUGCACUCUUUCAAACCAUUCAUUAUCCUGUGUAUUUUUAAUGUGGUUUUAGUAAAUGUUGGUAGUAGCUCUGUUGAAGUAGGUAAUUGUGUUAUGUUUGGGUGGCGCACACACUUGGGGCAUGGUAACCCAAAUUUCAUGUGCACGGUUUCCCUUUAGCCCACUGCCCAGAUUUCACACACCUUUCACCCUUUGUUCCCUUUGUAAAAGGAGUGGUAUCUGUUUUGAGCUGCCAAUUCAGAUGAUCAGAAAUGCUGCUCUCCUCAGUAUUGUCUUGUUAAAACGCAUGCCAUUUGGAACUUUGGCAGUGAGAAGCCAAAAGGAAGAGGUGAAUGACAUAGGGUGUAUAUUCAAUGAAAGUAAAAUAUUUAUGCUUACAUACUUUCUAGUUCUUAGAAUAAGUUUAAUAAGCUUUAUGCCAUGGGGCUGCUGCAUAUUUUAUGUGAAGUUAAGAGAAAAUUUGGGCAUUUUUAGGUUGUGCUAAUGUUUUUUUUUAAACUGUUAAAUAUGAUUUCUGAUCUUUGUCUAAGAACUGGAGUGUUCUUUAAAUUUAUUAAAACAGUGUUGUUUGAGGAAGGAAAAACUGCACUGUUUGCUAUUACAACAGUCAUGCAAGUGCAUGUCAAGUCACCCACUCUCUCAGGCAUCAGUAUCCGCCUCAUAGCUUUACACAUUCUGAUGGGGAAUAUUGCAGCAUCCUCAGGACUGACAUCUGAGAAAGGCUCAAAUCCACUUACUGCUCCUUGCUUGUUGACUUUGUUUUAAAAUAUUGUGCCUGGUGUCAACUUUUAAGCAACAGCACUGCCUAAAAGCAAGCAGAGAACAGAAUCCCAGCACCAUUCUAUAGGCAACUUUUUAGAAUUCAGAUUUAUGAUGUUUUAUGUAAAAAAAAUUUUGUACAACGUAGCUGAAUAUUUUUGUUUCAUUUUUUUGAUGUAAGGCGUGUGAACGUUCGUUUGAAUAUCACAUGUUAAAGUCAGGUAAUGGCACAAUGGGUUCUGAGACCAGCUUCCUCCCUUCUCCCCUCCCAUUUGCCUUGUUCCCAACUCUUUCUUUUCAAAUUACUUUCCGAUAUUCAUAGGCAGAUAUUUAAUUUUACUAAUAAGCGUCCUGUGUGAAUGUAUUAAAGAAGCCACUGUGUUUUAGUGUUAUAGUUUGCAGAAGCUUCGUUCUUUGUCCUUAUUAUUUGGUAUGUUACAGUUAUGCAUUGAAUCACAGAAAAGGGAGAAAGUCGAAAGGUAUCUAAGGCUCCUAUCACUUGAUUCUGUGGAGGGUUGUAUUAGUAUUGAGGAUAUGGCACAUUAAAACUGGAACAUGGACAAACAUAACUGUGUUCCAUUUUAAAAUUGUAUCUUCUAAUUAUCUGUUAAGUGGGUGAAAAAUUAAGUUUGCAUUUGUAUUUCCAAGAGUUUCUAAAAAUCACAAAUGCCAUACUUUCAAAUCAAAUAGCAAGAAGUAGAGAAAGCACAAGACAAAAUAGGUUAAAUAUGUUCUUUGAUGGAACCAGACACAUACUGUUUUCAUUCCUAAUACAGGGCUAGAUUUUCUAGCAAAUUGGCUGUGUCCCAGUACUUAUAGUACUUACUUGUUUCUAAGUCUUCUAUGCUGAGAGAUUUUAAUAGCUUUGUAAAAUGCACUGACAGAUCAGUAGCUUUGAUCACAGAACACAUAAUAAAUUUCUGAUACAUUUGGCAGGCCAUAGACUAAUGGGUAUAUAGCAAGCAUUGACUUUAUGGCACGUUUUCAAAAUAGCAUUCAGAUAUACUUUUUGACAGAAAUGUGAAUUCUCACAUUUAUAAGGUAUUCUUUCUCUCCUACCUGCCCUCUCCUUUAAACAAAAAUCAACUUUCUAAUGUGUAGAUUUGUUUAAUCUUUUCCUUCUGAAUUGUAUCAUGUUUAUAGAACUCUGAGAAUUAUAGGUAGACAAAUUAGCUAGGAAAAUCAGAAUAUUUUUCUAAGCCAGGAACUUCAGGUAAAGUUUUCGAUUUGUAGACUAAUGAGAACUUUUGUAGUUAUGAUUGCUUUGAGUGAUUUUUUUUUAUGGUAUCAUGAUCACCAAAUUCAAAUUCAAGUAAAUUAGUACACUUUAGCCUGGCUUAUUUACCAAAGUUGUAAUCUGUUAAGAAACAGGAUGCCAGGAGCAUCUUUCGUUUUACAGAAUUUGGAUAGCUCUGUUGUGUAAGGGUCGUCUUAAAGUUUAAGGGUAAGAAGAAAAAAGAAAGCACUUAUAUCAAAACUGCAGGGUGUUCUGAAUACAAUCCACCAAAAAAAAAAAAAAAAACUUUUCAGGAAGGUGGUAAGGGAAAGCAUGCAUGUUUCUUGUUUUAACCAAAUACCUUCUUUAUGUAAGUUUCUCUGUUGAAUUACCUAAGUCCUACAGCAAGAAAUAGGGAGAUACUAGGAAAAGCAAGCUUUGUUAACCUACUUAGUAAUUUCUUUUGGCAAGGUUUUUUUUAUUUGGUUGUUUUUUUGGGGGGGGGGGCUUAUUCUUGGAACCAAAGGAAAACAAGCAUAUUGAGGUUUUAUUCAACAUAUAUUAUGACAUUGAAGUAAUGGAAUGUUUUUAAGUAAAAUAGAUUUUACUUUCAAAGCAUAUGAGAUAAGGACAUUUCUGCUAUUAAAUGUUCAUUUUUAUGGCACUUAAUAUAAACUCAACAUUAUAUUGAAAUUAGAAAUUGUUAUCAGAAAUCAUUUUAAAAGGGUAUGUAAAUGCCAAGUGAUAUGACUCUUUUGGCAUAGUAGCUUGGUAUAUUCAGCUUUCAGAAACUUUGAGAAGGAAUAGUUUGGCACCUAUUAGUAGUUAUUUUUCUUAUAAUCUCCCCAGAUUUAGAUAAUUUCCCUACUUGUAUAUGUGUCACUUUUAAUUCUAAAGGCAUAAGAAUCAUGGUAACUCUUAGAAGUGGUCCUUUCUUGCUCAUUUCAGUUUUGUGUUAAUUUCUAGUUACUGACCUUUGACUGUAUUUCCUUUCAAGCUAUCAAUGGUUGUAUGUACCACAUUUGUUGAGUUAGUUAUCUUGACUCACACAAUUGGCUUAGCAUUGAUGUGUCCAACAAUGGCUUUGCUUCUUAACAGGCUUAGUUUCCUGCUACUUGUUUCGGUGUUGAUACGAUACGUGAUGCAGUAGUCUGGGUGUGUAUGUAUUCAGAAGCUGUACUGUUCUUUCUCUGUGCUUAACUUGCUAAAAAUAUAUUCCCUUACCUGUGAAAUUCCUGAGCGGUGCUCUGCCAACUUUUUUUGGGGGGGGAGGAGUUUGGAUGGCUGUAUUACUGCACACUGGAUCUGGAAUUGUUCAGUGUUGUGCGUGGGAAAUUUCUUAAACACCAGCAGCACUGAGAAGUGCACUAUGGGCAUUCGUACAGUUGUCCAAAUGCAAGCAAUCCUUUCAUCUAGGAGAAGUUGAGGAGUAGAGUUCAUUGGAGUACUUGGUAUAUUUUGAGGAGGAUGAACGUUUCAAAUUUGGCUUUUUUACCUCUGGAUGGGGUGGAAUGGAGGGAGAUUUUGGUUUGUUUAUUUUUUUAAGAGAAAGAGUAUGUUCGUACCCUCUCUUUCGGAAAGGCCAGGGUGUUGGUCAUAUUCACGAUAGGUUAAUUUAUGUCAUCUUUUGUGAUUUCUUUCAACCAUAAAACAAGUGCCAACUAAUUGUCCAUGAGAUGAUCUACUCUUCAACUUAAUUUACCAUUUGAAUAGGGAAGGGUUCAUUUAUUCUCAUUAUUUGCAAUUAAAUUAACAAUUCAUUGUUUUGCAUAAAUUUGAGUAAUUGUGUGGCCUAUAAAGUUUUUGUAACUAAUUUAAUGGUUGGAAAGAAAAGCACUUGAGUUUAAAACUGAGCAAGGUAUUUUGAUAAUUUUCCCCCUGAUUACAUAGUAGUUUCUAUUGGUAUUUUUCCAGAACAACAAAUUCUCCUGCUUUAGGUUGUAUAUUUACUUUGCCUUUGUCCUAAGAAAAAGCCAAGCACUAAAUCAAUUUGUUACUGUGUUCCAAUAAUCAGUUUAAAAUCUAAGAUCAGUCUUUCUUUCUUUUGAAGAUUUAAUGAAGUGCCAUGUAAUUGUAGUUACUAGUGUUUAAUGUUUAAUAGACUGGUUCUUUGGUGUUCUAAUCAUUUAACACUCUGUCAUCCUUGAGAAAGUGGUUCUUUCUUAUUGAACACAUUCUCUCUGACAAAAUCACCAGCUGCUUUAUUUUUUCUAUUUAUUACAGUUUAAACAGUUGAUGAGGUCUGAAACUUGACCAAACUGCUCAGCUGAGAUGUUUUUCACAAUAGACACUGUACAAAAUGUGCGUGCAAAAGGACACAGUUGGGUGGUAGUAUUUUUUCAUUAAUGUGAACAUUGAUUAAACAAAGCAGUCCUGCCUUUUAAAUCUUGUGGCAGCUCAGAAGGGAGGUGCUUAAGAACCUUAACUACUAUGUCAGAUGACAAAAUACUUUUUUCCAUUUUGGAGAUUGGGUACUGCUCACACAUGAUGUAUAGGGCUAAAUAUAUGCUUGUUUCCUUGCACCUGUGUACUUCCUCUUCUCUCCCUCCCUUUCCUUCCCCUGUAGGCAAUAAAUGGCCAUUUUGCAACUGCA
Suricata suricatta (meerkat) is the source of this 8731-nucleotide messenger RNA. RefSeq names its product CCR4-NOT transcription complex subunit 6 like (gene CNOT6L). Gene Ontology annotation, molecular function: poly(A)-specific ribonuclease activity; protein binding. Gene Ontology annotation, biological process: nuclear-transcribed mRNA poly(A) tail shortening. Gene Ontology annotation, cellular component: nucleus; CCR4-NOT complex; cytoplasm. The coding region runs from base 8 to 1660 and encodes 550 amino acids. The transcript has 11 exons. The record is from RefSeq and is a predicted model, not a curated record. NCBI's taxonomy places the organism in Eukaryota, Metazoa, Chordata, Mammalia, Carnivora, Herpestidae.